AUGCUGUUCUACGAGCGAGACACCCCAAAGCCCGCCCCAGACCCCACAUACCGCCGCCCGGCGCCUCCGGGGGCGCGCACGGGCCCGGCGGCCGCAGCGGCGGUGGCGAGCGGCGGGGGCGAGGCCGAGGAGGAGCCGGAGGGUCAGGCGCGGCAGGCGGCGGCCGCGGGGGCGGCAGGGGCAGCGGCGGCGCCGCCGGCCCCGGGCGGGCUGUUCAGCAGCGUCGCGUCGCCGCCGCCGAGCGGGCUGGGUCUGCCUAUGGCGUCGUCGGUGCCGGCGCCGCUCGCGCCGCGCAGCGCCGCGGUCCAGGGCGCGGCGCCCGCGGGGUCCUCAGCGGCGGCGCGUUCGUCGACGCCGUUCGCUGCGGGUUCGCAGCUGGCGCCGCUCGGCGCGCUGCCUGAGCAGCAGCAGCAGGACCAGGCACAGCAGCAGAAGCAGCAGCAGAAGCAGCAGCAGGAGCAGCAGCAGGAGCAGCAGCAGGAGCGGCAGGGCCAGCCGAACAUAGCGCAUCAUAACAACAAUCAGCAGCAGCAGGAGCAGCAGCAGCAGCGGGGGCCGGCGCGCGGCGCGACGUCGUCGCCUGGGGAGCAGCUUCGAGACCGAUUGUCACGCGUCAGCACGGCGCCUGCGGCCCUGGUGCGGAUGACGCCUUUUGGGGGGGACGCGCCGUCCCCCCGCAGCGCCUCCUCCACAUCAUCAGACGGCGAGGCCAUCGCCGCGGCGCUCGCGGCGGCGCCGCGGCCCGCUCGGGGCAGCGGCAGCGGAGGCGGCGGCGGCAGCGGCGGCGGGGGCGCCGCAGCUAGCGAGCGGGCGGGCGGCAUCGGCGGCGGCGCGGCCGCGCAGCGGGCGGGCAGCAGCGACAGCGCGGGAGCAGACCUGCCGUCGCCCUCAAAGCUGUUGGCGGCCGCCCGCGCGCAGGCGGAGGCAGCGGCGCACGCCGCCGCCGCCGCCACACCGCCGGCGGACGGGCGGCGGCCGUCGUCCGGCGGCCCCGCGGCCUUGCCGCUGCCCUCCCCUUUCGCGCCAACAUGCGAGGCGGGCGGCCCGGCGCAGGGUGCGGCGGCAGCGCCGCCAGCGGCGCUGGGUGUAAGCAACGGCGGCGGCGGCGUCUGUGUGCAGGACCAGCUCCCGACUCCACAGCACUCGCUGAAGCUGGAGGGCGGCGCGCUGGUGCUGCGUGUGCAGCUGCCCGGCGUGGAGAGCUCGCGGGAGGUCACAGUCAAUCUGCUGCCGGAGCUGCUGCAGAUCGCCGUCCCGGGCCGCUACCAGCUGCUGGAGGUCGAGCUGCCGCCCUCCCUCACCCUGGGCCGCCCCGUGGCGCGCGUGGCAGUCAAGCUCUUCAAGCGCACAGCCACACUGCGCGUCGCGGUGGACCUCGGGGAUGGCCCAGAGCGGCGGGGGUCAGAACAGGCACAGCAGCAGCAGCAGCAGCAGCAGCAGCAGCAGCAGCAGCAGCAGCAGCAGGCGCCUGUCGUGGUGGACUGGUGGAGCUCGGGCUCCGACGGCGGCCUCGCCCGCGCCAGCGUCAGCGCCAGCGAGGCGAGCACCUCGUCCGCCGGGCCCAGCUCCCCGCGUGUGCGCCUCGCCGCCGGCGGGGCUGGCGUCGCUGCGCCCCCCGCGGCGCAGGCGGACGGCGCUGACCUGGCGGCGGCGGUGGGCGCGCAGCUGUCGUCGUCGCUGCAGUUGCACACGUCCAUGUCGAUGGGGGACCUCUUCCUCUGCGGCCUCCACGCCACCGCGCGCGCGGAGCAGGUGCUGCGGCGCUUCGGGCAGCCGCAGCCGCAGCCGGCCGCCGCCGCGGCGGGCGGGCCGGCGCCGGCGGCGGGCGAUCCGGGCGCGUGA
Monoraphidium neglectum is the source of this 1842-nucleotide messenger RNA. RefSeq lists its product as hypothetical. The transcript has 2 exons. Gene Ontology annotation, cellular component: nucleus. Bases 1 to 1842 code for a protein of 613 amino acids. The record is from RefSeq and is a predicted model, not a curated record. Lineage: Eukaryota; Viridiplantae; Chlorophyta; Chlorophyceae; Sphaeropleales; Selenastraceae.